Sus scrofa (pig) is the source of this 2868-nucleotide messenger RNA. It is a transcript of the gene TPM2, whose product is annotated as tropomyosin 2. Lineage: Eukaryota; Metazoa; Chordata; Mammalia; Artiodactyla; Suidae. The record is from RefSeq and is a predicted model, not a curated record.
GGCUGGGCGCGGAUCCGGGUUCUGCGUGCUCGGCGAUGGUAGAGGAGGGGCCCUGGCUCCAGGGGCAGGGGCUGGAAGGGGAAGCGAGGGGAAGAGAGGUCAGGCCCGCCCUCGGGGGCAACAAGCCGGUCCUCGCUCCGAAGGGCUGCCGGGGCUCUGGGCUCGCCUCCUACCUCAGUUUCCCCAAGUCUCUGGUAAGACUCUCCACUAUCACCACCAUGUCCGUAGCAAAAACCCAGCAUCUGGGACUGGGGUAAACUGAGGCACUCAAACUGCGGAGGAGCCCCGCCUCCCAAGAGACAUUUAAUCCGAGGGGAUUUACAGGAAACUUCUAAAUUAAGGGCAGCGGCUGCUGCAGUUGAGGGGGGGCCUUUUGGUCCCUGCGCUUGGGGCAGCUGCCGUGAGCUCAAGCCCUGAAAUAGCCUCAGGGGCCCCAGCCGCAGCUGCCACCGGGCCAGGCUGUCACUCAGAAGAAGCACGGAGCCCCCUGCCCCAAGGUCCCCUCCCUUCCACAGCGCUAGUGUCUUUCUCAGCAGACCGUCCAGCUACUUUCCCUUCCGACGGCUGGGGGGGAUGGGGUGAGGGAGAGGCGGAGCCCUAGGGGGCGGUUCCGAAGGGGUGGGCGUAGGGGGUGGCCGCGCCCCCCCCAACCCUGCUGUGCUUCUGCCCCUACAAGGUUUGGGCUGCAAUGGGGGAGGGUCCUGGCCCCCGGCUCCGCCCGGUCCCUCCCAGCCUUUUAGGCGCCCGCGCGGCUGGGACGUCCCAGCCCCGCUAGGUCCUCCUCGUCCGCCACCCGUGCGCCCAGUCAGCACAGCCAGUCCCGUUCGCCCGGUCCACACUGCCCGCCGGCCGGCCGGUCCCCAACAGCAACCAUGGAUGCCAUCAAGAAGAAGAUGCAGAUGCUAAAGCUGGACAAGGAGAAUGCCAUCGACCGUGCUGAGCAGGCGGAGGCUGACAAGAAGCAGGCUGAAGACCGCUGCAAGCAGCUGGAGGAGGAGCAGCAGGCCCUCCAGAAGAAGCUGAAAGGGACGGAGGAUGAGGUGGAAAAGUAUUCCGAAUCAGUGAAGGAUGCCCAGGAGAAACUGGAGCAGGCUGAAAAGAAGGCCACCGACGCCGAGGCAGAUGUGGCCUCCCUGAACCGCCGCAUUCAGCUAGUAGAGGAGGAGCUGGACCGGGCGCAGGAGCGUCUGGCCACAGCCCUGCAAAAGCUGGAGGAGGCCGAGAAGGCAGCUGAUGAGAGUGAAAGAGGAAUGAAGGUCAUUGAAAACCGAGCCAUGAAGGAUGAGGAAAAGAUGGAGCUGCAGGAGAUGCAGCUGAAGGAGGCCAAGCACAUCGCUGAGGAUUCAGACCGCAAAUAUGAGGAGGUGGCCAGGAAGCUGGUGAUCCUGGAAGGAGAGCUGGAGCGCUCAGAAGAGAGAGCUGAGGUGGCUGAGAGUAAAUGUGGGGACCUAGAGGAGGAGCUGAAAAUUGUUACCAACAACUUGAAAUCCCUGGAAGCCCAAGCGGACAAGUAUUCCACCAAAGAGGAUAAAUAUGAAGAGGAGAUCAAACUGCUGGAAGAGAAGCUAAAGGAGGCUGAGACCCGAGCAGAGUUUGCCGAAAGGUCGGUGGCAAAGUUGGAGAAAACCAUCGAUGACCUGGAAGACGAAGUCUACGCCCAGAAGAUGAAGUACAAGGCCAUCAGCGAGGAGCUGGACAACGCGCUCAAUGACAUCACCUCCCUCUGAGCCCCUCACAGUGUGGCCCCCUCGGCCCCUUCUCUCCUCUCCUUCCCUUUCUCUCUAUGGGGAGGGGGGCAAGCAGAGGAGCAAAAACUGCCAACAUUGCACAGCCUAGGCUGGACGCAGCCUAGGAGAGCCCCUGUCACGUCUGCCACCCACUCUGGCACUUGCUUCAUCCUCCUAUAUCCACCCACUCCCCCCUCCACUCGCCAGCCUCUCUCACUCUCUGCUGCUUAAUAAACUCAACUUGGUCUCUAUGCUGUUUUCCUGCCCUCCAGAGAGCACAUCCAUCGCCCCCCUCAGAGCACUGGUUCACCGCUGAGACACUGCCUCCUUUGAGCACCCCUAAUCUUGUGACCCCUUCCCCACUGAGCUCACCCACAAAGCACCCACUCCGGAAGCCCCUCUGCACAGGCACUCCCACUCUGACUCUCGCUGCUGCAUGUGGGCACGUGUAACUGCAUCGGCCACCAAGGGCCCUUCUGCAGACCCAGGCAUGUCGCUGCCCUGCGAGGGCUCAGCUGCCAUUCCAAGAUCUAAAGGAAUGACUGGAAGGGAAGUGGGGCGGUGAGGUGCAGGGAGGGGCAAGAAGGCUGUGCAAGGUCUGGGAUGAAGUCUGGAAAAACACUGGAUGCCAGCAACGUGGGGCUUUUGCUACAGGUCUGUUUUCUGCCUUGAGUCUGUCUGUCUGUCUGACACUCCCUUUUCCUGGUUCAGUCUUGCUCUUUCUUCCUGUCUCCAACUCUCUUAAACCUUCUAAAGAAGGAGAGUAAAUUCAUUUAGGACUCAGGCCUUCCCAAAGCUUUGAGGCGUCCCCCCAUCUGUCCUGGUCAGUCCAUCAUUUGCCCCAGCCACGGGUCCUCAGACCCCUGAGUGCUUGUGACCUCCUGUGCCUCCAACCCACUCCGUGCUUAUUUGUCACGCCCCCCGUCCGUACCUCCCCAUGUUUCUCCCCUCGUGUCUCCCCUCCCCCUGCUCACGGUUGCUUCCCCUCACAGAGACCUUGGCCAGUGCCAAGGAGGAGAACGUGGAGAUUCACCAGACCCUCGACCAGACCCUGCUGGAGCUCAACAACCUGUGAGGGCUGGUCCUGCCCUGAGCCAGGCUAUAGUUGCCUCCCCAGCCAAUAAACCUGUUGGUACCAGCA